Molecule: messenger RNA, 1400 nt
Organism: Mus pahari (shrew mouse)
Lineage: Eukaryota; Metazoa; Chordata; Mammalia; Rodentia; Muridae
Product: alcohol dehydrogenase 1
Exons: 9
Coding region: 42-1262 (406 amino acids)
Biological process (GO): retinoic acid metabolic process; retinol metabolic process
Cellular component (GO): cytosol
Molecular function (GO): all-trans-retinol dehydrogenase (NAD+) activity; zinc ion binding
Source: RefSeq, a predicted model, not a curated record
AGAUCACGUGCGGGAUCAGCUGACACCCCAGCAAACAAAAUAUGUGUGCAACUUUGGCCCGGUUCACUGGAGGAGGGAAGAAGUCUACAAGGACCCAUCAAUUUUCCUGCCUGCCUGCAGCAAGGACAGACAACAUGAGCACAGCUGGAAAAGUGAUCAAAUGCAAAGCCGCGGUGCUGUGGGAGCCUCACAAGCCCUUCACCAUCGAGGACAUAGAAGUCGCACCCCCCAAGGCCCAUGAAGUUCGAAUUAAGAUGGUGGCCACCGGUGUCUGCCGCUCAGACGAUCACGUGGUUAGUGGAACCCUGUUCACACCUCUUCCUGCAGUUUUAGGCCACGAGGGAGCAGGCAUUGUUGAGAGCGUUGGAGAAGGGGUGACUUGUGUGAAACCAGGUGAUAAAGUCAUUCCACUCUUUUCUCCUCAGUGUGGAAAAUGCAGGAUUUGCAAGCACCCAGAAAGCAACUUUUGUAUGGAAAACGAUCUGAUAAAUAUCCGGGGGACUUUGCUUGAAGGCACCAGCAGGUUCUCCUGCAAGGGAAAGCCCAUCCACAACUUCAUCAGCACCAGCACCUUCUCCCAGUACACCGUGGUGGAUGAUAUAGCAGUGGCCAAAAUCGAUGCGGCUUCACCACUGGACAAAGUCUGCCUCAUCGGCUGUGGGUUCUCCACUGGUUAUGGCUCGGCCGUCAAAGUGGCCAAGGUGACCCCAGGUUCCACCUGUGCUGUGUUUGGCCUCGGAGGUGUCGGACUGUCUGUCAUCAUUGGCUGUAAAGCAGCAGGAGCAGCCAGGAUCAUUGCUGUGGACAUCAACAAGGACAAGUUUGCCAAGGCCAAAGAGUUGGGUGCAACUGAGUGCAUCAAUCCUCAAGACUACAGCAAACCCAUCCAGGACGUUCUCCAGGAGAUGACCGACGGAGGGGUGGACUUUUCAUUUGAAGUCAUCGGCCGCCUUGACACCAUGAAUUCUGCCCUGCUGAGCUGCCAUGCAGCCUGUGGUGUAAGCGUCAUUGUAGGGGUGCCUCCCAAUGCCCAGAGCCUCUCCAUGAACCCCGCGUUGCUGCUGAUGGGACGUACCUGGAAGGGAGCAAUAUUUGGCGGGUUUAAGAGUAAAGAUUCUGUCCCUAAACUUGUGGCUGACUUCAUGGCUAAGAAGUUUCCGUUGGAACCGUUAAUUACCCAUGUUUUACCUUUCGAAAAAAUAAAUGAAGCAUUUGACCUGCUUCGUUCUGGAAAGAGUAUCCGUACCGUCCUGACGUUCUGAGACUAGAUGGAUGCCUCCCCACGCACCAGCUUCUGACCCCUCCACCAGACCAAAUCAAGCACCAGCCACAGCACAGCCUUAAUCUUGCUCUUUAGAGACACAGCCAAUAAAGUACUUGUGUAAGCUUUCCACAAGAAA